AUUUAUCUAAGAAGGAAAUUUGACGUGAAAUAACGCGCCCCUCACAUAGCCACGUCGAAACCGUGUGCACCCCAGACCCCACCGCCUUCUUCUUCUUCUUCUUCUUCUUCUUCUUCAUCAUAAAUCGUACGGACCUACAAAAUUGAUUUCGAUUUUGAUUAUUGCUUUUGAUCGACUGAAAUUUUGCAGAGAGAGUAACCUAGAAAUUUUCUGCGCCAUGGGAAACGCUUACUGCGUGAUGUGCUCGUGCGUGGGCCAAGCCAGCGUCGGAGUGGUCGAGAGAUGGGGGCGGUUUGACCGCCUCGCUCAGCCGGGGCUCCACUUCUUCAACCCCCUCGCCGGAGAAUGCCUCGCCGGAUUCCUCUCAACCAGGAUCAACUCUCUCGACGUCAAAAUCGAGACUAAAACUAAGGACAAUGUCUUUGUUCAGCUGCAUUGUUCGAUCCAGUAUAGAGUCGUCAAGGAAAAUGCUGAUGAUGCUUUUUAUGAACUGCAAAAUCCUCGGGAGCAGAUUCAGUCUUACGUAUUUGAUGUGGUCCGAGCUCAUGUUCCUAAAAUGAAUUUGGAUGCGUUGUUCGAACAAAAGAGCGAUGUAGCUCAAGCUGUGUUGGAGGAACUUGAGAAGGUCAUGGGAGCUUAUGGAUACAACAUAGAGCACAUAUUAAUGGUUGACAUCAUUCCCGAUCCUUCCGUGCGAAAAGCAAUGAAUGAGAUAAAUGCAGCUCAAAGAAUGCAGCUGGCAAGUGUAUACAAAGGUGAAGCAGAGAAGAUUUUCAUGGUUAAGAAAGCAGAAGCAGAGGCAGAAGCCAAGUAUCUUGGUGGAGUUGGUGUUGCCAGACAGAGGCAGGCUAUUACAGACGGGCUUCGAGAGAAUAUCUUGAACUUCUCCCAUAAAGUCGAGGGCACCUCUGCAAAGGAAGUUAUGGACCUUAUUAUGAUCACCCAAUAUUUCGACACCAUCAAAGACCUCGGAAAUAGCUCAAAGAACACUACGGUUUUCAUACCACACGGCCCUGGUCAUGUUCGAGAUAUUGGCGAGCAGAUACGUAAUGGAAUGAUGGAAGCUUCCAGCGCACAGGUUAACCUCAUGGAAUAAUCGAAAAACUCGUUUUUUUAUUUUUUGUGUGAAUGUCUUCCACUUUCGGUGUUCUUUCUGUAUAGACUUUAAAGAGCGGCAAUGACUUUCAAGGAUUUUUAAGUUGGUAGUAAUAUUCGAGCUCUUAUUGAAUCUUCAAUGCUUAAUAUGUGAGAUGAUGGUUAAUAUUUUUCAGUUUUACAUAGGUGAUUUACAGUUUUAAUGAAAUAUACGACGUUAUUUGGUGGUUACAUUAAAUGAUGCAGGACCAUGUGGUAUGUAAUACUUGAUUGGGUCAAGAAUCAUUGUAUGUUUUUUCUCUUUAUUCAUGAAAUGGCCA
Molecule: messenger RNA, 1415 nt
Organism: Erythranthe guttata (spotted monkey flower)
Lineage: Eukaryota; Viridiplantae; Streptophyta; Magnoliopsida; Lamiales; Phrymaceae
Product: SPFH/Band 7/PHB domain-containing membrane-associated protein family
Source: RefSeq, a predicted model, not a curated record